AUGUCACUUCCGACACCAAUAUAUAAAUUAAAUGCUGCUCAACAACAGUCUGUCUACGAACCCGCUGAGGACACUUUUCUUCUUCUAGACGCUAUUGAGAAGGAUAUUCAGAAACUGCGGGUGCUAUCGCCGAAAAUUGUUUUGGAGAUCGGCUGCGGUUCCGGCGUAGUAUCAACAUUUGUUAAUCAGGCACUGGGUGGGAAUGUGACAUCAUUAGCAACUGAUUACAAUCCACAUGCUCUUCACUGCACUGUGGAGACGGGAAAAUUGAAUGGUGUGAAGAUUGAGGUGGUGAGGACUGAUCUUGACAAUGGAUUAAAUCAUCUGGAGAAUAAAGUCGAUAUUCUUCUGUUCAACCCUCCCUAUGUACCUACUGAUGCCGAUCCUAAGAAUGACCUGGAACGAUGUUGGGCUGGUGGACCAAAUGGACGUGGAGCGGUAGAUCGCCUACUACCUCGAGUUUCCAAGCUUUUGUCCGGGAAAGGUGUAUUCUACUUGGUCGCACUGCACUCGAACAACAUCCCUGAAUUGCUGACGGCUUGUCCUGAUCUCGUAGGAAGCGUAGCGAUGGAGCGUCGAUGCGGCAUAGAGCAUCUAUACAUUCUUAAAUAUACUCGGAAACAGAUUAGUUGA
This is a messenger RNA of Necator americanus (New World hookworm), 633 nucleotides long. RefSeq lists its product as uncharacterized. NCBI's taxonomy places the organism in Eukaryota, Metazoa, Nematoda, Chromadorea, Rhabditida, Ancylostomatidae. Gene Ontology annotation, biological process: methylation. The record is from RefSeq and is a predicted model, not a curated record. The transcript has 5 exons. Gene Ontology annotation, molecular function: nucleic acid binding; protein methyltransferase activity; S-adenosylmethionine-dependent methyltransferase activity. Bases 1 to 633 code for a protein of 210 amino acids. Gene Ontology annotation, cellular component: eRF1 methyltransferase complex.